Molecule: messenger RNA, 2172 nt
Organism: Mandrillus leucophaeus (drill)
Lineage: Eukaryota; Metazoa; Chordata; Mammalia; Primates; Cercopithecidae
Gene: QSOX2
Product: quiescin Q6 sulfhydryl oxidase 2
Exons: 11
Coding region: 35-1765 (576 amino acids)
Biological process (GO): protein folding
Cellular component (GO): Golgi membrane
Molecular function (GO): flavin-dependent sulfhydryl oxidase activity; protein disulfide isomerase activity
Source: RefSeq, a predicted model, not a curated record
GGCCAGCGCCAUCCGCGUGGCAGCUCUGGACUGCAUGGAAGAGAAGAACCAGGCCGUGUGCCAUGACUAUGACAUCCACUUCUACCCCACCUUCCGGUAUUUUAAAGCAUUUACAAAGGAGUUUACAACUGGAGAAAAUUUUAAAGGACCCGACCGAGAGCUGCGAACAGUCAGACAGACCAUGAUUGACUUCCUGCAGAACCACACGGAAGGAAGCCGGCCGCCUGCCUGCCCGCCCCUGGACCCCAUUCAGCCCAGUGAUGUUCUUUCCCUCCUUGACAACCGUGGCAGCCAUUAUGUGGCUAUUGUCUUUGAAAGCAACAGCUCCUACCUUGGACGGGAGGUGAUCUUAGACCUGAUCCCGUACGAAGGCAUCGUGGUGGUCCGGGCGCUGGAUGGGGACAAAGCAUUUCUGGAGAAGCUCGGUGUUUCCUCAGUUCCUGCGUGUUACCUGAUCUACCCAAAUGGGUCGCACGGAUUGAUUAACGUCGUGAAGCCCCUGCGGGCCUUCUUUUCCUCUUACCUGAAGUCAUUGCCGGAUGUGAGGAAAAAAUCGCUUUCCUUGCCUGAAAAGCCAAACAAAGAAGAAAAUUCAGAAGUCGUGGUUUGGAGAGAAUUUGACAAGUCCAAGCUGUACACGGCGGACCUGGAGUCAGGGCUGCACUACCUCCUGCGGGUGGAGCUGGCAGCCCACAGGUCCCUGGCUGGAGCAGAGCUGAAGACGCUCAAGGACUUUGUGACUGUCUUGGCUAAGCUGUUCCCUGGACGACCGCCAGUCAGGAAGCUGCUGGAGACGCUGCAGGAGUGGCUGGCCAGCCUUCCCCUGGACAGGAUCCCCUACAACGCUGUGCUCGACCUGGUCAACAACAAGAUGCGGAUUUCUGGAAUAUUCCUUACUAAUCACAUAAAGUGGGUUGGAUGUCAAGGAAGCCGAUCUGAGUUGAGGGGUUACCCGUGUUCUCUCUGGAAACUGUUCCACACUUUGACUGUCGAAGCCUCAACCCAUCCAGACGCCCUGGUUGGCACAGGCUUUGAAGAUGACCCGCAGGCUGUGCUGCAGACGAUGAGGAGGUACAUUCACACCUUCUUUGGGUGUAAGGAAUGUGGUGAGCACUUUGAGGAAAUGGCUAAAGAAUCCAUGGAUUCGGUGAAAACCCCCGACCAAGCCAUCCUCUGGCUUUGGAAGAAACAUAAUGUGGUGAACGGCCGCCUGGCAGGCCAUCUGAGUGAGGAUCCCAGGUUUCCAAAGCUUCAGUGGCCCACUCCGGACCUCUGCCCAGCCUGCCACGAGGAAAUUAAGGGCCUGGCCAGCUGGGAUGAAGGCCACGUGCUCACGUUCUUGAAGCAGCACUACACCCGCGACAACCUCUUAGACAUGUAUUCUGCAGACCAGGGGGAUUCCGGUGAAGGAGGAGCCCUGGCCAGGGGUGAGGAGGAGGAGAAAAGACUCGCUCCCCCAGAGAUGUCCCGUGGAGAGCGAGACGCCCAGAGCGUCCGUCCACCCAGUGCGCUGGGCCCCAGGCCUGCCCUUCCAGACAGCUUGCACCACAGCUUGGACGUGAAACUCCAGGAUCCGGAUGGGCCCGGGGCCCACAAGGAGGUGGGGGGCGCUGCACCCUUCCUCGGGGUUGACUUCUCCAGCCUGGACAUGAGUCUCUGUGUCGUGCUGUACGUGGCCUCGUCCCUGUUCCUCAUGGUGAUGUACUUCUUCUUCCGGGUGAGGUCCAGGCGGUGGAAGGUCAAGCACCACCACCCGGCCGUGUGAGUGCCCGGGCGCUGCCAGCCAUGGCGGAAGCUCCCUCGGAGGCAGCCCUGCCCUGUGCCACCUGCAGCUUUAACAUGAUCAGGGAUUUUAUAAACAUGUGGGCCUGCUUUCACGUCGGACGGCACCUUUUGGCUUCCAAGUCCUGGUUUUACGAACGCUCUUCUAACAAGGGAAGAACACGGGGUAAUUUUGUGGGGAUGUUUGCAUUCCUGGCAUACUCAAGUCUGUUCAUGCUCCUUUUGCAGGUCCUACAGCAAAAAGACUUCGGUAUUUUUACUCUUCUAGAUCUAAAAAAGAGGGUGGGGAGUCCAGGCCAAAUAGUGUACCCCACACACUUUCAUCUCGUUUCCUCGACUCUGCCUCAUCCUGCAAGGCCUUCUUUUUGUAUUUGGAGAAGAACCUCGCCC